UUGCAUAUACAUUCCUGCCUGACAUCCACCAUGGCCAACAUCGAUGCCGAAGACCAGCGCUACAAACAAGAAGUUGAAGAAGUGAAGAAGUGGUGGAGUGAUGACCGAUGGAGAUACACAAAGAGGCCUUACAUGGCGGAGCAGAUCGUGCAGAAGAGAGGGACGUUGAAGCUCACCUACCCAAGCAAUGUGCAGGCGAAGAAGAUGUGGAACAUUGUAGAACAAAGGUUCAAGAAUAAAGAAGCAAGCUUUACCUAUGGCUGUCUCGAUCCUGUCAUGAUCACUCAGAUGGCAAAGUAUUUGGACACUGUUUAUGUAUCUGGCUGGCAAUGCUCUUCAACUGCUUCCUCAACGGAUGAGCCUGGUCCAGAUCUUGCAGAUUACCCCAUGACAACCGUACCCGACAAAGUACAGCAUCUGUUCAUGGCACAGCUGUUCCACGACCGAAAGCAGCGGGAAGAACGCCUUUCCACCGACAAAGCAAACCGCUCAAACGUUGCAAAUGUCGACUAUCUACGACCGAUCAUCGCCGACGCAGAUACUGGUCACGGAGGUUUGACCGCCAUUAUGAAACUCACCAAGCUGUUCAUCGAGAAAGGUGCUUCGGGAAUUCACAUCGAGGAUCAAGCACCGGGAACCAAGAAAUGCGGCCACAUGGCUGGCAAAGUUCUUGUGCCCAUCAGCGAACACAUCAAUCGUCUAGUCGCUAUCAGAGCACAAGCAGACAUCAUGGGCGUCGACCUCCUCGCAGUCGCACGCACCGACUCGGAAGCCGCCACGCUCAUCACAUCAACCAUCGACCCACGCGACCACCACUACAUCCAAGGCAGCACGAACCCGGCCCUCCAGCCCCUAGGCGAACUCAUGUACGCCGCAGAGCAAGCGGGCAAAAGCGGGCCCGAACUCCAAGCCAUCGAAGACGCAUGGACAAAGGAAGCGCACCUCAAGCUCUUCCACGAAGCCGUCACAGACACCAUCCGCGCUGGCGUCCACGUCAACAAAGAAUCCCUCAUUGCCGAGUUCUUGCAAAAAAGCAAAGGCAAGAGCAACUCGGAAGCCCGCGCCAUCGCGAAGGGUAUCACGGGCGUCGAUGUCUUCUUUGAUUGGGAAGCCGCAAGGACUAGGGAAGGGUACUAUAGGUACCAGGGUGGUUGUCAGUGCGCUAUCAACCGCGCGAUCGCGUACGCGCCGCAUGCGGAUAUGAUUUGGAUGGAGUCGAAGAUGCCGGAUUAUGCGCAGGCCAAGGAGUUUGCGGAUGGUGUGCAUGCUGUGUGGCCGGAGCAAAAACUCGCAUAUAACCUCUCCCCCUCGUUCAACUGGAAAGCCGCGAUGCCGCGCGACGAGCAGGAAACGUACAUCAAGCGUCUCGGCGCGUUGGGUUACUGCUGGCAGUUCAUCACGCUCGCUGGACUGCACCAGAAUGCGCUCAUGGCGGAUACGUUCAGUAAAGCGUAUGCCAAGCAAGGGAUGCGUGCGUAUGGCGAGAUUAUCCAGGAACCCGAGGCCGAUAACAAGGUCGAUGUGCUUACGCAUCAGAAGUGGAGUGGUGCGAAUUAUGUGGAUAAUCUGCUGAAGAUGGUCAGUGGUGGGGUUAGUUCCACGGCGGCUAUGGGGAAGGGAGUUACGGAGGAUCAGUUCAAGUAG
This is a messenger RNA of Periconia digitata, 1644 nucleotides long. The record is from the annotation of a GenBank genome assembly. Lineage: Eukaryota; Fungi; Ascomycota; Dothideomycetes; Pleosporales; Periconiaceae.